Messenger RNA from Tribolium madens (black flour beetle), 3023 nucleotides. RefSeq names its product protein inturned. Gene Ontology annotation, biological process: cilium assembly; establishment of planar polarity; vesicle-mediated transport. The transcript is spliced from 6 exons. Gene Ontology annotation, cellular component: cytoplasm; cilium. Gene Ontology annotation, molecular function: protein binding. The coding region runs from base 312 to 2924 and encodes 870 amino acids. Lineage: Eukaryota; Metazoa; Arthropoda; Insecta; Coleoptera; Tenebrionidae. The record is from RefSeq and is a predicted model, not a curated record.
AUUAUAAAUUAAUUAUUUUAAGAAUUAAGUUCGAAUCCCAAUGGUGACCACUUUUUUUCACUUAUAUUACGAUUUUAUACUUUAGAAAAUAUUUAACAAACAUUACUACAACUAGAAGUAUUCUUUUAACCACUAUAACGAAUCGUUUCCCACACAUUUACCAUCAAAGAGAAAAAGCCAUGACCUCAGGAUCUCAGGUCACUCACUCGUAUAGGUGUAUUUGAGGUUAAGUAAGAACAAAAAUGUUGAAAAUAAAGACUCUUCUGGAUGUUCCAACUUAGUACCACAUCAGAAGAAACAAAAAGUACACAAUGGAUGUGGAAGAACAAAGACGUUUAUUAAUAAACCAAAAUAAUUCUCAUGAAAACAGCUCAGAAGAGGAAUGGUCCGACGAAUUAAGUGACGAUUCUUAUUAUUCCGACAGUGACAGCUCAGUCCCGGAAUGGGAAGCGUCAGUCCACGACAUAACCGGGGAACUCCUCUUCAUCGACUGUCACCCUUUCGUCACCCAAAACAUCGACACUACCAAGCCCAAAACACCCCUACAGCCCUUUUCCAAAGACCAACUCCGUCGCAGCACCCGAGGGAAAUUUCUCCGACUCAUCAGACGUCGCGAGAGUCAGAGACACAGUCGACGAUACUCCAAAACACAAGAUGUCGAUUCCUCGACCAACAAAGUGAAAUUCCACGAUUCGCAAGAAGGGGAAGAGAAAGACGUCAUUUUAAAACUAAUUAACGACAGUAGUCACCGCAAACCCGAAAUGGGACUACCGGAAAGUCUUCUCGGAAUCAAUGUUGGGACUCUUUCAGAUGGCAACAGAGUCAUGAUUGCGGGUUUCCUCCCCGACAGUGAGGCAAAACACGAAAAAAACAUAAAAAUCGGCGAUUGGCUGAAAAGUAUUAAUAACAUUCCCGUGACCAAUCAGAAUUUGGAUAGCAUUCUUGACAAGUUCAGUGACAAACAUGAAGUACUGUUGAAGUUGCAACGAGUUGCGGGGGUUGAAGUGACAAAAGACCCACCAAUUAAUGAACUGAAUUGUCAAUCGCGGUUUGUGAGAGAACUGGUGGGUUUUAAUAAAGACGACGAGCAAUUGUUGCUAGAGAAAUUAUCACAAUAUCCAAUUGGAAUCCUCUAUUUAAAUACAGAUAAACUAACCGAGAGCAAUCCUGAGUAUGACGAUAUCAUAUAUUCAUACCCACAACCUUUUCAAAAGUCAAUUUUAUGCCAAUCUAGAGGCAUUUUCAUAACAUUGAAUCAUCUCAUAAAUGACGUGACAAGGACAAAACCCCAGUCUACAUCAUUUUUUCACAGGGAUCAACUAUGUCACGUGACUUACACUCAAGAGAAUAAUAAAAUACUUCUGUUUUUGUUUCCUGGCAGUUGCGCCUCUGUAAAAGAAUCACUUUUGAUGAGCAAUGAAAUAAAACGAAUGUUUUUAUUUCUGUAUCAAUGUCUAGACCAGUGUUUCACAAUCGAGGGUAACAGACUGCAGGUCAAUCAUUUUUUUGCUCGUCUUUUCACAAGACUUUUAAACGGCAAGAAAUGGACUACUAGUGAUUAUAUUAUCGGAAACAAGACUUGUGUCGAGAACACUUGCCAAUUUGAGGAGGUUCUUCCAGUCGCAGCCACUUUGCCCCUUCCUAACGAGGCUUACAUGCAAGUCGAUGAUGCUUUAACCGAAUUAGAGGCUAGUGAUUAUAGAGAAUGGAACGAAGAACCCCUUGAUUGUCAACGACUUUUCACGAUACUCGGCAGCGCCUUGUACCACUACGGCUAUUUACUCAUUUCCCACUUAAUGUACGAAGACUUGAUCGAUGUUCAUGUUUUUUGCCGGCAACAAGGUUUCUUCCACUUGUCCAAAACCGAACCGGUUAAGACUCUCCUCUUGUGGAAAGAGGUUUUUCCGCACUCUUGUAACCGAACCGGCAACACCAACGUCAAAAUUCCGGUCGGAAAAAGAUACUUACUGUUAGUGGGUAGUAGAAAAGACCUCCUAGCUGUGAUAAUGGAAGCCGGCGGUUGCACCGAACCCGCCGAGGAGAAUAUGGGGCCCGAUGCCUUCUACGUCGAAGAGGCUCAGGCGACUUUAGCCCACAUUCAAGAAUUGGGAAUCCCGGAACUUGCCGAUCGGUGGAUUUCGACCAAUCCCGGUCCUCAAGUAACGAUCCCUGAAACGUGUACCAAACGAAAGUCGGAUUUUUUGGACAGUUUGAGUAAAUCAGUGUCGCAACAUAAGGAAGGGAAAAAACCGGAGGUGACUUCGAUUUUGAAACGGCGGAAUUCGGAUCAGAAUGUCACGAAUUCAAGCUCGUUUUUCCUGGAUGACCAUUCGGAUUCGGGAAGUCAGGGGGAAUCGAGGAGGAGUCGGUAUGAUUCAGAUGAUUCGGAUGAUUAUGGGGAUGGGAGCCAAAUGAGUAAUAGCAGUUUUGAUAUAUCAGAGUUGAGACAAACGAUUUUGUCGGAAACUGAGGAUAUACAACCAAGACAAUUGACAGUCGGGAAAGACAAUAUUUUAUUUCAUUUUAUUCAGUUUGAUGCGACUGAAGGCGUUCUGAUUGGUCCGCCUGAAUGUCGGCUGCAAUCGCAAACGAUUAAUGCGAUUUUGGAUUGUUUUAGAAAUGCCUGUCACAAAAUUCAUUGUUUGUUUCAAAACACGUUAAGGUUUAAAAAUAUGCCAGCGCAAGACAUGGCCAAAUCAGUAAUGAAUAAGAGUUUGAUUGCGAUAAAAGAACAUGGCGUCAUGUUUGAAUGUCCUUUCUUAGAUGAUGCCGAUAAUAAGAAUAAGAGUAAAAUAAAGUACUGGGUUGUGGGAAGACUGUUUUAUAUGCCUCACCCAAGGGAGGUUUAUGUCUGUUAUCAGGAUAAUAUUCCGCAAAAUAUUAUUGAGUUGGCUUUUAAAAUUGACUUAAGUACAAUGAAUUAAGUGCCCUUUAACUUAGAAGUGAGAAAAAAUUUGAAUUCUAAAGUCCGUCCUUAAUAAAAAAGUGUAUAUUUUUUUAAUAAAAAUUAUUUUGUAAUGUAA